This is a messenger RNA of Solea solea (common sole), 662 nucleotides long. It is a transcript of the gene acot13, whose product is annotated as acyl-CoA thioesterase 13. The coding region runs from base 105 to 533 and encodes 142 amino acids. Gene Ontology annotation, molecular function: fatty acyl-CoA hydrolase activity. The transcript is spliced from 3 exons. Lineage: Eukaryota; Metazoa; Chordata; Actinopteri; Pleuronectiformes; Soleidae. The record is from RefSeq and is a predicted model, not a curated record.
UCGGAAUUAAGAGGACGUUUCACCCGGACGAAUUAUCAGACGCUCUGGUUUCCUGUGUCAACUAAACUACAACUUGACAUUGGUCGCGAUAAUUAUAAUUAAAUAUGGCUUCGCUGACUUUAAAUUCGAUAAAACAAAUAAUGAGAACAAUGACAAACGCUACAUGCUUCGAUAGAGUGCUGAGCAAGGUGGACGUUGUGUCUGCCAGUCCAGGGAAGGUGGUGUGUGAGAUGCGGGUAGAGGAGGAACACACUAACCAUGGAGGGACGCUGCACGGUGGCCUGACAGCCACUCUGGUCGAUGUUAUCUCCACGGUGGCGAUCAUGUACAGUGAUAGAGGAGCACCGGGCGUUAGUGUAGACAUGAACAUCACAUAUAUGAAUGCUGCCAAGAUCGGAGAGGAUGUACUAAUUACAGCUCAGGUCCUAAAGCAAGGACGGACAUUGGCAUUCGCUACUGUAGACCUCACCAACAAGGCCACUGGGAAGCCCAUUGCUCAAGGCAGACACACUAAGCACCUCGGCAGCAGCUAAACUGGCUCUAAUCUGUGCCUAGUAAUAACAUGUUUGUGCAAUUUAAUAUCUAAUCCAGCCUGUCUGUAAAUAGCUGAAAACACCAAGUGUAAUAAAACAACAGAAGUGGUUGACUCAACUCCAAAAUGA